CCAGCCCACCAUCACCACCCCAAACUGAGUCAUCUGGCUUGUAGGCUGUGGAGCCAAGGGGAUUGCCUUUUUAGGAGACACCUGAUUCCAGCUUAACAUACUCUGGCCCAGCAUAAAGAAGCUAUGGAAGAUAACACUGACACUUUGAUGUGAGUGGCCACCCUUGAUAGAGAAGGUGAUAGAGAUUGGAAAGCUGGUAAAGAAACAACGGCAUCAACACCACUGGCACUGGAAAUAUGUCUUUCAAGAAACUGUGUGGUGAUAAUCUCUACUCAGUUGUUUAUUAACUGCGUAUUUUGAGGUGGUUGAGAAGCUCUUCGGCUGAAAGAAGUUCUUUGAAUUUGGGAGGAUCUUGUGGCCCAUAUUGGGUAGGAUUGCAAAAAGUGCUUGGAGCAUGGAGAAAUUCAAGGCUGGUAUGGUUCUGGGUGGUGUUGGCGAUGCCUUGGGCUUCAGAAAAGGCCGUUGGGAAAGUUGCCCAUCAGGUAGAAAGAUCCAGGAGGAACUGGCAUCCUUGGGCGGUCUGGGGGCACUAAAACUGGACCCAGAUAACUGGCCGCUGAGUGAUGCAACGUUGAUGCACAUAACCACAGCUGAGGCACUUAUAACAGAUUACUGGUGUCUGGAGGAUCUGUACCGUGAGGUGGUGCGUCUCUACGUUGAAGCCAUGGUGUCUCUCCAGGGCAGAACCCCUGAUCCGGCCACAGUGGAAGGCUGUGUUCACCUCAAACCUCAUAAUUUUCUCCUUGCUUGGCAUACGCCCUUCAAUGAAAAAGGGUCUGGAUUUGGGGCAGCUGCUAAGGCCAUGUGUGUGGGUAUGAGAUACUGGCAACCUGAGAGACUAGAGAGCCUAGUGGAGGUCAGCAUUGAGAUCGGAAGGAUGAUUCACAAUCAUCCCACAGGCUUCCUGGGUUCCCUGACAACAGCGCUGUUUGCAUCCUUUGCAAUCCAGGGAAAACCUCUUGCAACUUGGGGCCGUGAGCUCAUGAAAGUCAUCCCUCGAGCUGAGGAGUACUGCAGGAAGACUAUAAGACAUAUGGCAGAAUAUCAGGAAAACUGGUUCUACUUUGAGGCUAAGUGGCAGUUUUACUUGGAAGAAAGGGAACUAGAAAAAGAAGGUCAGAAUAAACCGUUGGCUGACAAUCGCUACGAUGCUGACGACACAGAUAAGAUGUAUAAGCGAUGGAGUUCAGAGGGACGUGCUGGCCGGAGGGGACAUGAUGCCCCGAUGAUAGCCUAUGAUGCCCUCCUGAUUGCAGGAAGCAACUGGGCUGAACUGUGCAGAAGAGCCAUGUUCCACGGAGGGGAGAGUGAAGCCACAGGCCUGAUCGCUGGUUGCCUCUAUGGCCUUAUGUAUGGUGUAAAUCAAGUUCCUUCAAGCCUAUACCAGGAUUUAGACAAAAGGGAACGCUUGGAGGAGCUUGGACAGGCGCUUUACAAAGCAGCAUCUGCAGAGAAGUGCAUAGACAAGUAAAACUGCUGCCUAUUGGCUCUAUCAGAAGAACUGCACGACCCAAAGACCUCUCGCCCCUGCACUGUCCUUUAGUCCUCUUUGGUAGAUCCUCUUUCUAAUGUAACAUGUCCUUCAUUCUCCCCUCCCCCUUGGUCUUGCCAUCCAUAAACCACCUAAGUAUAUUUCACGAAUCACAAAAAUAAGAAAGGUUAGGCUAUCCUGUUCAGCAUUUGUCUAUAUGCAUCUGACAAGCAUGUAUUCCACAUAAAGUGGAUCUCCUAUGAUGUAACAUGGAUUUUAAGAUGAAUGAAUGCUUGUAUAUUGGAUUGCAGUGGGGAGAAUUAAACGUUUUAGUAAACUAUUGCAAAUGAGGAUAAUCCUAACUCUAAACCCCUAUUGCUUAAUGUUAACUUAUAUUAACAUUUGAGUCCAGUGCAAGAUUUUUCCAGAUAGUGGGACAAUGGUAAAAUACAUAAAACAUGCAAUAAUCCAUCUCAUAAUAUCAAUAUAUUGCCUAAUAAAUAUAGUAUAUAUAGUAUAUAUAUAGUAUAAGCACCCAAUGAUAUAACUACAUUUGAGAGCAAUCUAACUGUAAUCUGUGCAUAACAUUGACGUGAGUGUCGUUGAGUGC
This is a messenger RNA of Dunckerocampus dactyliophorus (ringed pipefish), 2081 nucleotides long. It is a transcript of the gene adprhl1, whose product is annotated as ADP-ribosylhydrolase like 1. Gene Ontology annotation, biological process: protein de-ADP-ribosylation. The record is from RefSeq and is a predicted model, not a curated record. Bases 395 to 1471 code for a protein of 358 amino acids. NCBI's taxonomy places the organism in Eukaryota, Metazoa, Chordata, Actinopteri, Syngnathiformes, Syngnathidae. The transcript has 7 exons. Gene Ontology annotation, molecular function: ADP-ribosylarginine-[protein] hydrolase activity; magnesium ion binding.